AUGAGACUUGCUCAAAGUAAUAAUUGUCACUAUACUUUAAAAGAAAUUUUAGAAGAAAAUGAAAACAUAACUUCAAAAGACUUAGUGAUAGGAACAAUAUAUUUGUUACAAACUGUGGUUGGAGUUAUGGGGAAUUUUUCUCUACUUUACUAUUAUUUUUUCCUUCAGCAUACAGAAAGAAAAUUGAAGUCCAUAGAUUUGAUACUCAAGCACCUGUUUAUAGCUAAUUCUUUAGUCCUGCUUUCAAAGGGACCCUCUCAGACAAUGGUAGCCUUUGGGUUGAAACAUUUAUUCAAUGAAUAUAGUUGCAAUCUUAACUUGUAUGUCUUCAGAGUGGGCAGGGCUAUGUCAAUUUGUGUCACGUGCCUUUUGAGUGUCUUCCAGACUAUCAUAAUCAGCCCCAUGAACUCUUGUUGGAAGAACCUUAAAAGAAAAGCUCCAGAGUACAUUGGCUUCUCCACGUCUCUCUGCUGGCUGCUGCACGUGGGAGUAAAUCUCUUUUUUCCUUUGUAUUUGUUACAGUUGGCUGGAAAUUCAGAAAGCAGAAAUAUCCCUAGGAAAAGACACCUGGGAUACUGCACUGUUGUAGAUUUUGGGACAACCAUUGUCUCAGUCUAUAUUGCUUUAGUAGUAGCCCCUGAGGUUUGUUUCAUUUUUUUCACAAUAUGGUCCAAUGGUUCUCUGAUAUUUGUCCUCUACAGACAUAAACAACAGGUUAAACACAUUCAUAGCUCUAAUGUUUCCUCCAGAUCUGCUGAGUCAAGAGCCACCAAAAGCAUCCUUCUCCUGGUGAGCAAUUUUGUGUCAUUUUACAUGAUCUCCUGCAUCUUUCACAUUUUCAUUGCCCUCUUUUAUAAUCUCAGUUGGUGGUUUGUGAAUAUUUCUGGCCUCAUUUCUCUGUGUUUUCCAACUGUCAGUCCCUUUCUGGUCAUGAGCCAGGAUUCCUCUCUAUCCAUAUUCUUGUUUGUCUGGAUAAGAAACACAAAAAUUUCUUUCCUUAAAAGAAAUAUGUAA
This is a messenger RNA of Octodon degus (degu), 1014 nucleotides long. Its product is annotated as vomeronasal type-1 receptor 4-like. The record is from RefSeq and is a predicted model, not a curated record. The transcript has a single exon. NCBI's taxonomy places the organism in Eukaryota, Metazoa, Chordata, Mammalia, Rodentia, Octodontidae. Gene Ontology annotation, cellular component: membrane. Gene Ontology annotation, biological process: G protein-coupled receptor signaling pathway. Bases 1 to 1014 code for a protein of 337 amino acids. Gene Ontology annotation, molecular function: pheromone receptor activity.